CAAAAUCUAAAACUAAGAAUUUCUGAUAUAUCAUAUUUUCAAUAUGAACACAAAAUUCAGGAAGGAAUCAGAUAUCAAGAAUGCAGACGGAGGAGCAGUAGGGAAAAAGGUGGAAACUGUGGAAAUCCGGUCCUCGCCAGGGCAAGGCCAAGAGCAGAGGACAGUUCAGGUGACCCACCAAGUCCAUCAAAAGAGCAACACAGACACCAGUGGCGGUGUCCUGCAAGGUGCUGCUGCGGCUGUUGUCUCCACUCUGGAGUCCGCCAAGAAUGUCAUCUCUGAUAACUAAAUGCUUCAGAAUCCCUCGGAGUUUUUAUUUUUAUUUUUUUGUCAUCUUGUUUUUAUGGACCAUCCAAGUUGAAAAGUUGAGCCCCUUUUACAUUCUCAUUUGUAUUUUUAUGUUGUACUCUAGAAUCAUGGUUUCAAAGAUCAUGCUCAAAAGAGAGAUGUCACCACCACCAAAAGAAAAAUUAAAAUAAUCUUUAUUCU
Molecule: messenger RNA, 489 nt
Organism: Rubroshorea leprosula
Lineage: Eukaryota; Viridiplantae; Streptophyta; Magnoliopsida; Malvales; Dipterocarpaceae
Source: the annotation of a GenBank genome assembly